Orbicella faveolata is the source of this 6085-nucleotide messenger RNA. RefSeq lists its product as uncharacterized. Gene Ontology annotation, biological process: mitotic spindle organization; cytoplasmic microtubule organization; non-motile cilium assembly. Gene Ontology annotation, cellular component: ciliary base; centrosome. The record is from RefSeq and is a predicted model, not a curated record. Lineage: Eukaryota; Metazoa; Cnidaria; Anthozoa; Scleractinia; Merulinidae.
GGAAAGUCUUAAAUUGAGGGCAAAAUAUGCCGCUCAAUACAAGGCUACUGGAAAGUGGAAACCUCCCGAAGAAUGUGCUGAUCUUAUACCAGCGAAGGAUGCAAUGGGUUAAGAGGGCAAGCAAACCAUCUUUCAAAGACAAUUUGUUUAUUCCCAGGCUGUGUCUUCCUGAGUGUUCUUAACUGGAGUGAUGUUAAUUUGAUUUUCUGAUGUAAAUAAAGUUGAUAAAUAAAAAUGCAUUGUCUUUGUGUAGAUUCAAUAAACAGGGUUGACAAUAAUCAGUUUUUGAACCCACUUGCCAAACAGAGUUGUAAGGAGAUGCAAGGAUCCAACUUACCCUUUUUGUGUAGAUUUUGGCCAGGACUUGUAUACAUUUUCAUUGAAUUGCAUUAACUUGCUUUCUCUUUGAUCAAAUGUCUUUGAUCAAAUGAAAUUUGCAUCCAAGUUCACGCAAGUGCUUCACCAUUAUUUUUGUCACCCUCAUCCAACUUAGUAUGUAGUUAGGAGAGUCACCACAAGUUGUUUUUGCUGUAUUAGAAAUGACCCAUCAAUUCCAAAGUCCAUUUCAACUCGUGUUUUAAGACUUGUGAGUUCAUUUUGACAGGCGUUAUUGAGCAGAAGGUGAGUAGCCUGUUUUAGGUUUGGAUUGCUGGGAACUGGGAUGUAGCUCGGUGGCCAAAUACCUCACUUCAGUCAAGACCCCUUUCUAUUUCAAUUCCUUGCAUAGAGAGCCAACUUUAUUUCAUUUGUGCACAUUUGUUUGCCUUUCUCCUGCAGUAUUUGAGUUUGGGACAUAUUUAGGGCUGACUUUGGAAAAAUCAAGGCUGAUCUCUGAAAACGUUAGCCUGCGAAUGCAGACAGAUUUCUGGCUAUUACUUUGUUAUGAAAAAGUAGAUGAGACAUCAAUUUUACUGAUCAAACUAUUAAUUUGACUGGAUCAAGGAAAGCAUGCUGUUGCCUCAGUUCAGGCACGUUAUUCAGUUCUCCAUGCAUCUGGAUCGAAUUUUAGCUGAAUAUCCGUGAGAUGAUCACAGUUCAUGGCAGCUCCCGUCCCCCAACUCACGGCUCUUUUUAAUAAUGUAGAGUGGGAAGCUGGGGCGAGUGAUACCCAGCGGUCUUUGCGGAAAGAGAAGCCAAGUUACUUGCUUGUUGCCAAGAUCUUUAUGCCGAAAGCUGAAAGUGAUAAAUCACAUUGAUAAUUCUCUAUUUAAAUGAAAUCACGGAGUUGCUGUUGCAUGGGAUGGCUUAAUCAUUCUACUUGCAGCCUUUUGUGGAUUUUUGGGAGGAUGUAGUAUGUUAAAGGGCGCUUAUUCUGACAAGUUCAAAACUAUCCAAAAAGAGCAACUGGACAAGUUCAAGGAAGAACAAAAGGACUCACUGAAGACAAGAGGUGAUAGAGCAAAGGAACUAUCAAAGGAAACAAAUCGUAGAAGAAAAGCUCUUGAGGAGAGGAAAAAAGAACAACAAGACAAUGAGGAACAGAUAAGAGAGGAGGUUUUAGCCAGGAGAAAACAAGAGCAGCAAGAGGCAACACAGAGAUUCCAAAAAGAUACAGUACACAAGAAAAAACUUAAAACACAGGUGAAUGGAAGUGAUCAAGAGCCCAUUUCAGUUGUUCGUGGUGGUCGCUAUGUAGUCAGAGGUCAUGUGGUUGAAGUAAAGGAUGGAAAGCAAAUGCCAUACAGUUCUCCACAGGCGACAGAAAGACUUCAUCAAGGUGGACCAGCAGUCUGGAGAACUGAAAUGCCCGAUAAUUACGACUUUCAAAGCCGAUAUAAAGAUUUAUCAAACAACCACUCAAACAGUGGAAUUUUAUACGCAAUGACUGAAGAUAGGCAGUAUUCCAUGCAGCCUGCCUUUGACCCGGCAUAUGCAGGUUCUUCAUCUGAUGGGAAGAUUGGUAAUGGAAUGGAAAACGGACUCGUUCCUGAUACAUGGACAGUGGCCCAGCAGGAAAAGUUGCGAGCUGAUGCCAUUGCUAUGACUGGACCAAAGCUCGCUUUCAUCAAUGAAGAGUCUCAAAAGGAACCCCCUGAAGGGGCUUUGCCGUGUGCCAUGGGCAGGGACUCGCCAGGAGGGAGUAUCACAAGCUUAGAUAGUUUAGAUGAAGUCCCUCAAUUGACGGGGCUUGGAAAAGGGCAAGAGUCGGGAGCAUUUUCUAGGUCUGGAAUAAUUGCCAGGGGAGUUAAAGAAACCAAAUCUGCUGGUAAAAGAAGGGUCACCUUUUCGGACAGCAUCGAGUUUGAUGAUGGUGUCACUGGGCAACUUGUCACGGAAGAGAAACAAAGUACCAAAGUUUACACCAUGUUGUACGCUCGUAAUGCCAACAACUAUUACAGCAUGCCGUCUUCAAGCCCUUCAUCAACAACGAGGCACUCAGGAAUGAGCCAGAAGGUCAACAAGUCAACAGUACUGACAUCUGCAUCCCAAACGGGGACUGAGCAAAGUAGUCCAGUAUCCAGUGUAGUUAAAACAUCAGGAAAUGAGGCUUCCGUUGCAACUGUGGUUCACUCUGACCAUCCCAGAGUAAAACCGGUUCCUCUGGAAAGUCCACAAAUCAAACCUGAGAAAACACCAGCUUCUUCAAACCAAGAGAUUCGUGUUAAAGAGCCAGAUGAACCAAAAGAUGAAACUGAUGUUGUCAGUGAUGUGGAGCUUAAUGACAGUUUGGAAGUUGAAAAGGACAGCUUGGACGGCGAAGAUGAUCGUUUAAAGAAUGUUCGCUUAAAUGAUCAAAAUGAUUUGCAAUGCGACGAAAGCAGAGCUGUACACUGGACUGCUACAGUAUCUCCCUCGGCGGUGAAAGAUUCUUUAGAAAGGUACGUAAAGAGCACUGGUGAAAUACCUGCAGAUGAACCAAUUGAAACGUUUCCGUCUAGCGAUGGUGGUUUGGAAGAGAGGAAACCUGUUUAUUCCAAGCCAGGGUACAUCACAGCCUCUUCUGUUGUCAGAUCCGGGUACGAGUAUCAUUACCCAUUUGACAGUAGUGCAGUUCAAGCAGCUACGACGUCUCCACAUGUUUACCAUCAAAGUACACCAGUGCACGGUGGCGUGCACCUCGCAAGCCAGGGAACAUUCCAUUCCAACUUCCCUUAUCCUUUCUACACCAGUGCUGGGUCUGUGUUAAUGGGAGUAGGUGAAGCUCCACAGGAACCCCAUCAAAUUGGAACUUCACCCAUUUCGCUAACCUCUCAUUUUUCAACAAUAAAUUAUCGUCCUGAAGGCCGAGAAGUUGCCUAUCCGACCAGCUCUCGAGAGAUUCCUGCCGCAGAAGCGGUUUCAUCGUCUUCUACGGUGAAUGUGGGACAUACUUUCAACAGUCACACUCCCGCCAUCACUGGAGUUAGAGACGGCGACAGUCGGUGGGUUGAAACCAAAAACGAGACAAACAAAGCUGCGACAUCUCGACAGAAGCUUACAUCUUCGCCUUCCUCGACGGCAUCUUCUGCCUCAUCAACUAGUACAAGUAAAUCCAAAAGAUCUAUGAUCCCGAGACCCCCGGCCACAAAGAAAUCUGGUAAAAGUCGCUUUCACCCAGGUGGUCUCCACAGAAAGCAAAUUACUGCUCGUCCACGCAAAGCAAACUAUAACCAUUCUGCUGUAUCCGACAGUGGUCACUCGGUAAAAACCGCAAAGACGAGCACAAAUAACAGAAAUAGCCAAAGGGAACAUGCAGGCGAAAGGCAAAACUCAGAUUCAAAAAGAACAGAGAGUAGCAGGAAUGGAACAGAGAGGAUCCAUUCCAAACGAGCAAACAGCAACGAGAAAAAUAACAGCGCUGAUCAUGACGAUAUUAUUGAAAGCAUCAAACGUAACAUGGAGAUGAUGAGCAUGAGAACGAGGACCACAGCAGCCGAGGAACAGCACCAGCGGAUCCUGAAUUCACUGAGGCUGGAGUUUGGCGAUGGUAGAAAGGUGCAGCAGGAACCAGCGGUCUAUGGUGGGAAUAGCGGAGAGAGGGAUGGUGCAGCUGAACAUCACAUCAAAACACAAGACCCUGCCAGUCGAAGAGUACAUCAUCCUCGGGUGGGAUCGGCUGGAUCAAGAAGUGGCAGACCUCCUGCUGGCUUCAGUGUCAAGUUGGAUCUUGUCGAUGACAGCAAUCACCAAGCGGGAUUUGAUGGAUAUCCAAACAGAGAUAAACCACUUGAGAAGAAGAGUGUUCAAAGAGUACCUAGUGACGGAGCAAGAGGAGUUGUUCGGAAAUCCCCGUAUGAACCAGUCUUGAACCAGCAGUUCGCUUACGACGACAGAAGACAUGAAUAUCCCACGUCAACAGUUGGUCAUUCAACAAGUGCCGCUACAACAAGUCAAGAGCGAGAAAGGCCAUUACAGGCGAGGGGGAGCACGCUUUAUGAACGGGAGGAUAGCGACCAAAAGAGGUCCAUAUCUCUAGACAAGACGCCUACAGACGAUGAAAUUAACCACCUCUGGGCCCAUGUCCGAUCGUAUCUUCAUGGAGGAAACACCAAGUCCGUCGGAUCAGACUCCUGCGUGAACAGAGUUGAUGUUCGGCGUUCUAGAACACGCUCCAGCUCGAUGCAGCAAGUUUACAAUCCGCGCGCUGCUGUCCCGCAGCAGAAUCCACCAGGCGGCCAGCUGUUGAAUGCGCAACACCUUGGGGUACCCCCUCAGACUGGGGGAAGCACGCUCGGAGGUCUUCGCCGGUACGGCUCUCAUGAGGUCCUCAGGAGAGAUAGCUCUUCGGAUAGUUUGUCAUUUAAGAGGUCGCCACUGUUGCAGCACCGUGCUUCGAGAAACAGACGUCCGCAGAAGCACGCUCAUGGUCAGAACGGCAGACCGCCAUUGCCGCGACAGCAUGAGUAUAAUCCUUCACCAAGUCAGGCUGGACCCUCUGCUUCAGUAUCUAGUAGAGCCCCGCAGCCAUUGUCGCCAGCGGAAAUGCAGGCUGUGAUGAUGGCCUCAGAAAAGGAAUUGUUUCAUAGGCAUCAACAAGAUGCACACACAGAGGUGUCUCCUCACCACCAAUACCAAGCUAUGAUGAGCGGCAGAGCAGGUCCUAGUGCUCUUUCAUUGGAGGAACAGCGGUUGCUGCAGUCUUUGGAUCGUUUGAACGAAAGGUUAAAAGCCCAAGAGGAAAUCACCAAAGCGAUUUCACAGAAACCUAGAAUGAAUGGCGGUGGCCUCCGAAAGACCCAACAGAGUCCUUCUGGUUCAGGAACGAGACAAGCGCAGGCCAAUCAACAUUUGACGACCAGGAACCUUCUUCACACUAGAUAAUAUACAGAAAAACGCCGCGACUAUCAUGACAGAAUGUGCUAUUGCCGCGAAGUUAUCGACAGUCCAUGAACAUCACCACACAGUCAGCUCGGAUAGCCAUAGCGUGACGAAUUGAAUUGAGUGUUAAUAACGCGUGGAUAUCCAUAUACACUGCGACUGUUUCUGAUCCUCUGUUUCAUACAAGAUUUAAUACCGAGACGCUGUGAACAGUCUAAUUUUCGAUUAUCUUUUUUUAAUCAUAGUUUGGGGAGGGUUGUUGUGUUUCAUAAAAUUCAUUCGCUAUGCCAUCAAAUUGUAACUAAAAGUAAAAAUGCGUUGCUGACAAACUGAGAGCUAGCUUUUGCAACCUCGGUUACGCGUGUCUGCCAAGCUUCUAGAUGGUAUGUGGAAAUGUCCAGCAAACAACAGAAGUGGAGGUCACCAAUAGAGAUUAAAUCUGGCGAAUAGAACACUCAGUUUUGUCGGUGACAAGAAACAUGCCAAAUAAGAUUGCCUUCUUUUAUUGUUCACACAUACCUUUCUUUCAAGUGGUCUCUUGUGUUAGGUUUUGCUUAGGGGUUGUAAACUGGAUCGCGAAGGGAUGUUUGACGAAAAGUGAGGUUGUUUCAUCCAAAGUUCAUUCUUCGUAUCUUUCCAUGUUAUGUACAUAUUGUAUAGCGUUCAAAAAACUUCAAGAUACUUUAUAGUAAAGAGAGAAGUUAUUUAUUGUUAUAAAGCUAGAGUUGUCAUGAGGUUUGUAAUGGCCUUUGGCUCGUAGAUUGUAUGUUCGGUGGUGUGUCUAUUAGUGGUAUUUGUAGAAAUGUAAAUAAGAAACGAAUGAUGGAAAAUAAAUUCCCUUUCUGAA